ACCAAGGUUUGUAUAAACUUUUUGAAGGCGAUGUGAAGCUGAGAGAGGGUGAUCUUGAGAAGAGAAACAUUGAAGUAAAGAGAAAUGCACUCAGAGAUAGAUCCAAACUUUGGCUCACUCGUGUUAUACCGUACGAGAUAUCAGAUGAGUUAAGUAAGUAGACCGAAAUGCGAAUGCCAUUUUGACAAUUUGUACAAGGAAUCAGAAGAUAUACUCCCAGUUGUUUUAAUUUUUGUAUCAGUUCAAUGAAUUUUAAUCUGUUGAAAUAAAUCGCCCCCAACUAAAAACUGCAGUUUAGCAAAACAACACACAACAGACGCAUUUUGUGGCAUAUAUUUUGAGUAAGCUAAUGCAGCAGAAAUUCUUUAGAUACUUUUAUAAUGGACAAUUUACAUGGAUACUUUUUAAUUUUUAAUCUUUUAAUUAAGUUGUAUAUGAUAUUAAGAUAUACUGUAUAAAAUAUUUAAAAAAAUUGUCUAUAGAGGCUCUCGCUAACCUCAGUUUUACCUAGAGGAACUGACGAACCUCUAGAUCGCAGAGGGAGUGACGGGGCUCUGUUCAUAUUGUUCAUCACAGUCGAGUUGAGUGAGAUAUACUAGGUUCUCUAGAGGAACAGGCAAACCUCUAGAUAUCAGGGGAACAGGCAAAUCCCCAUUUAGGUCGUUGAUGUUGAGUUGAAUUGGUGACCACUGACCAACUAUUGAUAAAGGGUACUCAACUAUGAUAUGACUGACCAAUCGAGUCUUUAGGGCGUAGGCGACGUUUACAACAUGCUUUUAUGAGCAGAUUCUCUGUUGUAUCCAGAGCUGUUCCACAUUGCUCUUUACGCCUCUGACCUUUCGCUUCGAAAUUAACAACGACUAUUACCACCAUUCAUUGACAACAAUAUUAAAAACUACAGCGAAAGAGGGGAGGACAAGGGGUGCAACCUCUGAUAUUAUAAACUCGGUACCAAAGCUGCAACAAUGAUUCAAGAAAAAUGCAACAAUCAUAAAAUAAUUAAUAGGUUAUAAAUUAGACAAAUGUGCAUAACAUUUAUUUAAGACAGAACCGAGAAUUGCUGUAACAAAAGGCUGGUAAUAUGGUGGCGACCUAAAUUUGACCCCCUCCCCAACAUUUCGUGACGUGUCCGCCAUUUUAAAACAACGACAACAACAACAACUGUAACAGCAGCAACAACAACAGCAAUAACAACAACAACAACAACAACAACAACAACAACAACAACAACAACAACAACAACAACAAUAUACAAUAAAAUUACAAUAUUUUUUUCAUAAUCAAUUAACUUUAUAUACUUUCCUUUACUUAUUUGUAAAAAUAUUUUUCUAAACUUACUUAAACUACCUACAUUUAAAUUCAUUGCCUGCCACGACUAGCUUGGCUACUUGCAGGUAAUGCAACAUAUAAUCUUUUUUGUAAAUUUUUGUAAACAUUAAAUUAUUAAUUAUUAAAAAAAAGUUUGACAACAACAACAACAACAACAACAACAACAACAACAACAACAGCAACGACAACAACAACAACAACAACAACAACAACAACAACAACAACAACAACAACAACAACAACAACAACAACAGCAACGACAACAGCAACGACAACAACAACACGAGAAGUUGAAAAGAUCGUGAAUAUUUUCAGGUUUCCAUAAGCAAGCAAUACUGAAUGCAUUUGAAGAUUUCCACAAUCAUUCGUGUCUUACAUUUGUACCAAAAACAACAGAAACGCAUUGGAUCAAAUUUAUAAAAGGAAUUGGGUGAGUAUACACAAAUAAUUAACAUUAUUACGCAUUACUUAAUCUCCGUUUUGAUUGGCUGUUGGCCAAGAAAUAAUUCUUGUUACUGUGCAAUUAUAACAUCACAUCUACAGAUGACACGUUCCUACAUGUAAAUAUGACGUCAACCCUGCAGAGAAUAAUCGCAAUGCCAGCUUCUUCACAUGCAGAAAAUAUAAAACCAUGUACAAAAACAUGAAAUAUGAAAACGAUGUACAAAAAUCAAUCUCGUUGCAGGCUCGGGGAACGAGAUUGUACAAAAACUAAAAAGAAGAGAAAACACUAAACCGAGCUACAAACUAAGAUAGCAUUAAGAGUUUUAAACGAGUAUCUUGAAGAGAAAAAUAUACGCAAACCUCAGGAUAAAAAGUUCCUUUCUGAAGUUGUUUUAGUAUAUUAAAACAUUCGUUAAUAUGCGUAAUAAAAUAGUUAUUUACUUCGGUAUUCGCGUGUUAUGGAAAAUUAUCAAGGCCUCGGUUUGUGUUAUCUGACAACCUCGGCCUUGAUAAUUUUCGAUAUCACGCUCAACCUUGUCGGCAUAUUUAUUGAUUAUUUUCUUACUCUAGUAACUGCUGGUGUACCACCAUCGGCUACACGAUAUCCACCUAUGAAUUCUAAUCAAUUUCUACAAACUUGUUUGAUAGAUGCUGGUCGUACAUUGGUCGGGGCUACUCAUCACCAGGCCCCCAGACUUUAUCACUCGGCUCUGGUUGUUACAGUAAAGGAGUUGUCAUUCAUGAAAUUCUUCACGCGCUUGGCUUUCAACAUGAGCAGUCCAGACCGGACAGGGAUCGAUAUGUUGAAAUAUUUUGGGAAAAUAUUAUUGAAAGUAAGGAUUAGAAUUUAAGAGAAAUCCAUUUCAUAAAGAGAAUCCCGCUUCACAAGUCCAAACCAAUGAUAAGUAUAUUAUUCAAAAGGAGAUACUGGGAUUUAGGGACACUUCCCUACAUCCCUAGAAUGGUGAACCGCGCUGACUAUUUUAGCAACGCGCGUGAAAAUCUCACAGUUUGUCAACAAAAUGUAUCCGCAACGCUUGUUCACAGUUGUUGUCAAGUCUGCAACAAGUUCUUAUCAUCUUACGUAACAAGGUUGGUGAGGCCAACAGACUUGCAACAAAUUGUUCCAACAAGUCUGCACGUCACUGUAACUUGGUAUACGAACAAGCUUGUUGGAACAACUUGUAUAGCAUGUUUGUUACCAUCAUCAACAUGUAACAAGGUGAUGAUAACAACUUGUUCUAGACUUGUCACAACUACUUGGAAAUAAGCAGUGCGAACACAUGCGUUUACUGGCUUGACAACAACCUUGUUGCAACUUGUUUGCAGAUCUAUAAGAACUUGCGCGUUUUACUUGUUCACCAAGCGUUUCCUUUCGUAGGCGAAACCCACAAUUUCAAUAAAUACAGUCAUGCUUAUUUGGAUGUUCUUGGCGUGCAAUACGAUCUGGAGUCUGUGAUGCAUUAUGGAAUACAGUCAUUCUCAAAGAAUAACAAAGACACAAUCAGGGCUAUAUCUGGUGCAAAUAUUGGACAACGUGACGGCUUCAGUAAAACUGACAUCAUUAAACUGAAUUCAUUAUACAACUGUCAUCGUAAGUAGUGUAUAUCUGAUUAUUAAUUAUCCAAGAAUCACAAAGAGGAUGAGUCACUGUGUUUCCUCCUUUAUAAAAAAGUUUUAGAUAUAACUGAUAGAGCUAUCCAGUGUAAAUUAAAUUAAAAUAGAGUAGUUAAGUUGAGGUAUUCUCGGAUACAGGAGAUUCUCCUGUAUAGGAACACUGGAUCUCUAUACGUUCUGAACCUUAGAACUGAUAGAGCUGUCUAGUAUAAAUAAACUAGUUUAGUUUAAGUUUCUUCCUGUAGUAACACCAGACCGAUACGAGAUACCUCUUACCGAGCACAGUUCAGAAGUGACAGAGCUAUCCAAUAUAAAUAUUCCAAAGUUAGUUCAGUUCAGCUAGGUUUUCUCGUGUAGUAAGUCAGAAACCGAUAAGAAUUUCCCUUACUGGACCUCCACGGGGGCAGAGUUCAAAACUGAUAGAGCUAUCCAUUAUAAAUAAAGUAAUAUAGUUUAGGUUUCAUCCUGUAGUAACAUUGAGUCAAUAAGAAACAAUGCUCACUGGACCCUUAGGGACAACAGUUUAGAAUUGAUAGAGCAAUCCAGUAUAAAAUUGUAGUUCAGUUUAAUCAAGUAUUUAUUGUCUUACCAUAGGCAUCCCAAUGUUAUGGUUGCCUACCUGCGCGCGGGCGAGGCAUUGUAUAGUUGUAUUAUUUCCUAUACAUAAUACACAACUAUAUAUACGUACAAUGCCUCGUCCGCACGCAGGCAGGCAACUGUAACAUUGGGCUGCCUAUGGUCUUACCGUAAAUUUACAUUUAAUGAAAAAUUCUCUCUUAUUCAGUGCGUGGUGUUGGAUGGAGCGCCUGGUCUGGUUUCUCGCCGUGUACCAAGGACUGUAAGAAAAAGAGACAAAGAUAUUGUUUCUCCUCAAAACUUGAAGAUUGUCCUGGCGUCUCGUCGCAUGGAGUGGAAACACAGUAUUCACCAUGUUCCACGGACGAUUGUUAUGGUAUGUUAGUUAGGUUGUGCUGUUCUGUAUCGUAACGCAGACGUCGUCUGAACAUGGGCUGGAAAUUUAUCGUGACACUCGCGGCUAUAUAUUCCUAGUUCGAUAAGAAAAUCGAUCAUUUGCAUUAUAGACUGAAUUUUAUUUUGACAAAAAUUUCAUCACAGCUUGAAAGAGCAUCACACAAUUAGUAAUAUUCCAAAGUUUCGUUGCGAAAUGUUGUAAAAUGCGGAUAAUAUAGCCUUGCGAAAUUUGCAAUUUUCAGUCAUUUUGUAUUACAAACGGGAAAUUGAUGCCCCAACACCCGAUUGGGUGCAUCAAUUUCCCGUUUGUAAUACAAAAUGACUGAAAAUUGCAAAUUUCGCAAGGCUAUAUUAUCCGCAUUUUACAACAUUUCGCAACGAAACUUUGGAAUAUUACUCAUUUUGUAAUGCUCUUUCAAGCUGUGAUGAAAUUUUUGUCUAGAUAAAAUUUAAUCUAUAAUGCAAAUGGUCCAUUGGGAGCAUUAGAUUUGAGUACGACCACGACAUUCGGUGUGUGCAAAUACUCGCCAUCUUCUUACGCCAUUCCGUACUCACGCCAUAAUCUAGUAGUAGAUACUUGUUUCAGUGUUUCACUACGAGAUGUUUCAAAACUCUCGACGGUUUCGAGAUUUGUAAAACGUCAGUACAUGUAUAAAAAGAAUACAUAAAAAUAUGGCGUAACCAAACAAACGAUUAGUACAGUCUGCAGAAAUUUGAAUGUCCCCCACAGUGGCAUAAUGCAUGAAAAAUGCAUAGAAUAGGCGAAAAUUGCCGUAUGUCAGUUUGGAUAGUGAUCAAAGCCGUGGUAACAGCAUAAUUUAACGUAUCAUUCCUGUGAUCCAGAUCAACCCGGCUCCAUACUUAUAGCUUAUUAGCAAGCCUUCGACUUGAUCAGAUUGAGUAAAUCAGAAAGGAUGAUGAACACAGUCCAAUGCUUGCUUACUUGCUCAAUCUUCGCGUUUCAGCUCCAAUAGACGGACACUGGGGCCGAUGGUCCUCGUGGUCAGGGUGCAGUAAGAACUGUUCAAUGGGUUUCAGGUCUCGCACCAGAACAUGCACAGAUCCUUCCCCGUUGCAUAGUGGGAAGUAUUGCACUGGUAUCGCAAAGGAACAGCAAGAUUGUUUUGUUAAGUCUACAUGUAAGCCAGGUAUGUUCACAAUCACAAAUCACGAUCAGUUUAGAUUGGUAUUUAUACUCUUCGAGUUCAACCAAGUGCAAAAAUGUCUUUCAAGUUCACCUUAUCCCAACCCCGAAAAUCUAUAUAUACAUGAACUUGUGGUUACAGUUCGACAACUGGCCUCUGUAGCUCAGUUGGUUAGAGCGCUGCACCAGAAUCGCCGGGGCGCAAUUUCGAUUCCUACCAAAGGACCUAGUAUUACAUUUUUCGCAACCAUUCCUGUUAGGUCUUACAUUGUGCAUACUGCCAAUAGGCAAUUCCAGCUUUUAUUUAUGCCUGCAGGGGAUGAUGUGAAGUAAGGUAUCAUAUUGCUGAUUAUGCUGAAAAAUUUCAAUAAAAACUACCGAAACAACCUAAGUAUAAGCUAUCACUCCGUGUUUACACGGCCACCAUUUUUAUUUUUUCAGCAUAAUCAGCAAUGUGAUACCUUACUUCCCAUCGUCCCCUGCACGCAUAAACUAAAAGUUGGAAUUGCCUAUUCAAAAAAGAUUGUCCUUUGCAAACCUUAAACUCUAUGCACGCAAAGUAGUAGUUGAAUAUUGCAGCUAUUUGUGAAUGAAUUUUUCUCGUAAGGAGAUAUAUACCAUGUCUCUAAGAAAUGCGCCCCAUAUAUGAUUUCUAAACUGAUUAAAUGAUGCUCCCAUUAUGCUUUGCACGCUUAGAGUUUAAGGUUUAGAGUUUAAGGUUUAGAGUUUAUUAAGGUUUGCAACGGACAACUUUUUUUGAAUUAGCUGUACAUAUACGCUCACUUGGAUUAUCCACCAAACCCAGCAUUUAAUGACCAGUAUUACAAAUAUGAUCGGUGUUUAUGACUCAUUCUUUAGAAAGAUUAAUUCUAUAGUUCAUUGUCUUUUGUUGUUAUGAUCAACCAAUCACAAAGCCUGUUCGUAUAUGUUGGUGGCGACCAAACUUGAAUGCUAGUGUUUGGUGGAUAAUCCGAACCUGUAUAUGUGAACCUAUAUAUACACAUUGGUCAUUGUAUCUGCAUUGGGUGCCUCAAAAUCGGGAAUUUCGCAUACUCUACCCGUAUGUCUAUUGUUUUGCCGUCUCUAUAUUCUUUAAUACUGUACAAUUAUCUUUCUAUUCCUAGACAACUGUGAGUUCACAUCUGGUUCUUAUUGUCAUUGGGUUCGUAAUAGGAAUUUGAACUAUCAUUGGCAAACGCACAAAGGAGAAACAAAAACACCGGCAACUGGACCUAAUGGCGAUCAUACCUCCGGCUUAGGUCAGAUAUCAUAAUGAUUAAAAAAUACACCUGUAUCAUAAUCAUUGUCAUCAUCAUUAUCACCAUCAUCACCACAAAUGUUUUUACCAUCAUCACCACCAUCAUCACCACUCACCAUCAUCACUACCGUUCAAUGCCUUUGUAAUGCUAAACCUUAUUAAAUCUGUGCUGAAGCAGGUUUCCCUGUAGCGCCAACGACAAAGCAGUCUUAACCAACAUAUUGUUCCACUCUGUCAAUAGGAAGCUUGAGAUGUGCUUCAUCAAGUACGCGCGGAGGUCUACAUCUACAUAUAUUAAGUCGGUAAAAUCCUAUAGAAUAUCACAUCGACUACGUAAGAGGUUAUUUCGCUGGCGUCAGAGUGACAAAACGUGACAAAGAAACGGUUUUACUAACACUAACCCUAUUCCAAGUUUGCUUCUAAACCAAUCUUGAAGAAAAAAGUUUUGACGAAAUGUCACUCUGAGGUCAACGAAAUAAGUCUUCCACCAACUACGUGACGAAAAACACGCGCUCAAUUCCCAGCGUCAGCAACACGAGAGAAAAAACUGUGGAUUCGUUUUCGAAACAAUGACGGAUACAGAUGGGAGAACAAACUUAAACUGGUAACAAAUCCAAAAGUAAUUAAAAGAAAAGAAACUGUUUUUUCGUCACGUCCGUCUAAUAGAUGAAGCACAUCUUGAGCUCCUCAUUAAUGUCGAUGUAUGACAUGAUACUAUCACAUGCCACUAUUACCAUCACCAUAACCAUAACCAUAACCAAAGCAUCAACCACACCAUUAUCAUCAUCACAACCAUCACCAUUAUCAUCACCAACAAAAAAAUAACCAUAAUCACCAACACUAUCAUUUUCACUAACACCAUAAUCAUCAACAUCAUCUUCAACAUCAUCUUCAUCAUUAUCAUCACCAAUAUCACCUUCAUCAUUAUCAUCAUCAUUAUCAUCACCAUCAUCAUCAGCACAACAUCAACAUCACCAUCAUCAUCACCAAUGCUGCGCUGAGUGGUUAUAUUACCACCUUAAAAAACAAGCAGAAACUCGACGUUUCGAGCGAAGGCCCUUCGUCAAGAGUUACGAAGGACCUUCACUCGAAACGUCGAGUUUCUGCUUGUUCUUUAAGGUAGUAAUAUAACCACUCAGCGCAGCAUUUUCACAUUGGUACUACCCACACUGGUACAGACAGUUUUAGUAUAUCAUCAUCACCAACACCAUGAUCAUCAGCACCACAUCAACAUCACCAACACCAUUAUCAUCAGCACCACGGCACCAACAUUCCAUCACAGCACCUCAUACACAUCAUUACCACCACACCACUAUCUUUAACCACAAACACCACUAACCACCGGUAUUGUAAAACUUCUAGAUUAUUACAUCUAUGCUGAAGCAAGUGUACCAGCAACGCCCAAUGAUAUAGCCCUCCUAACCAGCAAGCAAUUUCCACCCUCCCAAUGUCGUUGCAUGACAUGGUACUACAGCAUGUAUGGCAAAACCAUGGGAGAACUUAGUGUGUAUAUCAAGGACGAUAGGGGUUCCAGGAGAAAGUUAUGGAGUAAAAAGGGUGAUCAAGGAAGCAAAUGGAUCUCGGGUGAAGCGACCAUCUCUAACGUGUCCAGCACGGAUUAUCAGGUGAGUAUUGAUUAGAUAUCUCAAACGUGAAGGUCAAGUGUGGAGAUCUAGUUUGAUGUUAGCACUUUAUAAAUACCAGAAAUGAAAAGAACAGGUCAAAAUUAGCAAGUACACAAAAUUUGGAGGCUAUGUUUCAAAACCUGUUGCACUAGCGUCGUUUCUAAAUCAGAAAAAAAUGAUAAGGGAUGUAUAAGAAUUUUGCAUUGAACGGCAUACAUGCGUCAUCUUUAUUGAAAGCAUGAUGACUCAUAUUUUUCUUCCACGUAUUCUAGCAACGCCAUAUGUUUUAUCAACCCACAAAGUUGCAAUGCGCCUUAAUGCGCCCUACUUUAUCAUUUUACUCUGUCUAACAUCAAACGAUUUUACUCGUCAAGGGAAGAACGCUUGAGAACACUGGCACUCAAUGAGUUAAUUAAACUAUGUGUCUUGUUAGACAACCAAGUUGCAUUGCACCAUGAUGAUGCGCCCUGCUCGAUUUUGCCCUGUCUAACGCCAGGCAAUUUUACUCGUCAAGGAAAGUGCCCUGGCGUUCAAUGGGUUAAACUUAUGUUUCCCAAACCAUCGGAAUUAGCGGUAGCAAAAGGCAAUUCUCGCCGGCAAUGCCUCCGGGGGAAACGUCACGUCUCUCUCCCUUAGGUUGUAAUAAAUAAUCUUGUCCAGUUGAAGUGAGCUUUGUAAAAACAUUCCGGCACCAUCGAUAAAAAGUAUCACUCACACAAAUUCACUGGUAUAUUUUCCAGGCCCAGUUAACACGUUUCAACAUCUACAUUUUUGUUACGGACUUUGUUUGCUUCCUGUAACAAAGACAGUUGUUGUAUUUGGUCUCCUUACGAAAAAGUUUCACACUUGAUAUUCUUGAUAAUUUGAUUGUGCACAAGUUCGUUUUCAUCCUGAGUAAAUCCACAACACGUAGAACAAAUUUUUGGCUUCUAGAAAUUUUGCCUAAUUUAGUAAUUCUGAUGGCUGGUUUCCCGCACAAUGGAAAAAUGAAUUAUUGACCCAAAAGUAUUCCAUGAUGCACUGUGCAUUACAUUAAAAGUUGCGAGACGUCAGCACAUAAUGUCUAUUACUGCCUGUUUAUGUCUAGGUGGAAUUUGAAGCAAUCCGUGGUCCUUCUUAUCAUGCUGAUAUAGCUUUGGAUGACAUCUAUUUCCGCGAAACGCCUUGUGGUAAGACCAUUGAACUUGUAUUAAUCCAUGUAGCUUAUACGACGAUACUUUUAUACGACGAUACUUAUCGUCUCUUGUUGGUCCAGUGUAACUACAGAUGGAAACCUAAAUUGAAUUACUAACUUUAUUUAUACUUUGCAUAAACGCAUUUUUCAACCAUACAGGUGCGGAACGGUUAGGUUGCUUCAACGAUCGCUACGGGAGAGCAUUGCCAGAUUUGAUUGUGAACCUUAGAGAUAAGAUAGACUGGCAUGAUAUGCAGAAAACUGUCAGAGAAUGUGCCUGUACUGCACAUGAACAGGGAUACAAGGUGAGCAACAAGAAUUUUUUAUGCCACAAUAUUAUACAGUUGAGUAAGUUACGGCCUUCAAAAAUUUCUAACUAAAAUAUUAACUAUAUUUUUGUUCUCUAUUCAGUAUUUUGCAGUGCAAUUUUAUGGGGAGUGUUGGGGUUCGCGAGAUUUUAUUGCAUAUGAUAAAUACGGCGCCUCUGAUGACUGUGUGUCUGGUGUGGGGAAAGAUUUCACCAACUUUGUGUACAAAUUUACGGAUUAAAGAUUAAGUAUAUUGAUUUUAAGGAUUACGUACAGUACCUGGAUUAACAUAGCUUCGAUAUUAAUUUUCAAUAUGAAUAGUUUAUUAUGCUUAGUUUACAAUAUUGAAUUGGCCAUGGAGUAAGGAUUAAGUUCAUGGAUUAAUUUAAGCUGUACAUUAAUUUUCACUUUCUAAUUAUAAACUAUAUAUCGUUUACCAAGCUUGGUUUAUUAGAUUGAAUUACUAUAGCCAUCACUGCAAACUUCCGGUUAUCGUUCCAUGUUUCGUGCACCAAUAUAGGUUAGGGUUAGGUUUAAGGUUAGUGUUGGAUUUUUUUAUAUAUGUAUAUAUGGAGGUAUCCAGUUGACUUUGCAGUACACUAUAGUAUCCAUUACAUAACGUUUGCUAUAUUGGUGCGCGAAACAUGGAACGAUCACCAAACUUCCUCCCCUCAAUAUUUUACCCCACAGUGACUCGAUCAACUGUAAGCUCCUCAAUUUUUGAAGUAAAUAUUUACAUUACUCAAGAAAUGAGUAAACUUGCUCUGAAAUUUCAGUAAUUUUACCCAAUAUUUUGAACCACUGUGGGCGCAUAUUAGCCCCUCCCCCGUAGGCAUCUCGUGGUUCACCAUGGUUGCUUGGAUUCAAUGCCGCCAUGCAAUCUCAAGGUGAUGCUUGCAUAUAUGAGGCUAGGCGCAUAUAUAUUAUAUUACUAUAAGUUUUUGAGUUAAUUUUAACUGCAUAUUUCCCAAGCUUAGUGCUAUUAGAUUGAAACAACCAUGGUCAAGGUUAAUUUAUAGAUUGAAUUGAGAUGAUUAAAAUGUUCACCAUUGUAUUUAUAUUUUAAAACGCACAUUAUUAGUCCAGCUUAUGGUAAUAUGACUCAUAUAUUCAUUGCGUUAAAAUACUGUGCAAGACUUCGU
Paramuricea clavata is the source of this 11013-nucleotide messenger RNA. NCBI's taxonomy places the organism in Eukaryota, Metazoa, Cnidaria, Anthozoa, Malacalcyonacea, Plexauridae. The record is from the annotation of a GenBank genome assembly.